This is a messenger RNA of Lethenteron reissneri (Far Eastern brook lamprey), 1596 nucleotides long. It is a transcript of the gene NOP53, whose product is annotated as NOP53 ribosome biogenesis factor. Lineage: Eukaryota; Metazoa; Chordata; Hyperoartia; Petromyzontiformes; Petromyzontidae. Gene Ontology annotation, cellular component: nucleolus. The record is from RefSeq and is a predicted model, not a curated record. Gene Ontology annotation, molecular function: 5S rRNA binding. Gene Ontology annotation, biological process: rRNA processing; ribosomal large subunit assembly.
GCCGGAAGUGACGUCGCGUCGUUCCUUUUGGUGGACAAGAUGGCGGAGCAACGUGGUGCGCAAGUGGCCGAGGCGCGGCCGAAACGGAAAAAAAUUAAUAAGAACAAGAAGAAGAACUGGGUCAAGUACAGCGAUGUCACGGACGUCGAGGAGUUCCUGGAGGACGUGAGGCUGCAGGAGCGGACCACGGGGGGCCUGGUGAAAGAUCAGCCGGAUGCAAGCAUUUUCUUCUUAGACACCAAAAAUAAACCGAAAGAUCAAAAUUCGAACAAGGGCCGGGAUAGGCCCUUGAAAAUCGAUCUCAUUCUGCAGCCCAGCUCCGGAGUAGACACCCCCCUAAACCUGAGCGUGCAGCAAGUCCCUGGCGCACGUCGCGCACGCCGGCGUGUGGCGCGGUGCGAGCGGUACGGGCCCAACUCCGGCGCCGACGCUCGUGCCGAGAGGCUGCUGCUUGCGCGGGCACGUGCAUCGCGGAAGCGAGCCAGCGCCCCGCCCGAGCCAGGGAAGGCAGAGCGCCCAUUCUAUGACUUGUGGGAUACCAACGGGCCCCUGGGCAAGGAGCUGCAGGGCCAGGAUGAUUGGUUUCUUGAACAAACCAAGCGCAAACGGGUGAAGCCACACAUUCUGAUGCUGGAAAAGCCAUCUCGUGUCCCAGCUGUAGAAGCUCCACUCCCAGGCCUCUCUUACAACCCGGCCUACGAAGACCACCAGAUGCUGCUGUUGGAUGCCCAUGCGGUGGAGGUGAAGAAGUUGCGUGAGCAGCGGAAGCUGGAACGACAGCUUCGCUAUCCUGCGGGGCAAGAACGGCCCACUCAGGCAUCUGUGUUCAAGGAGAUCUGCGAGGGCCUCUUCGAGGAGUCGGAGGGGGAGGAGGAGGCAGAGAAGGCGGACGUGGAGGAGGUGGAGAAGAAGGUGUCGGUCCGCGCCGUGAGCCGGCUGGACAAGAAGACCCCGCAGCAGCGGCGCCGCGAGAAAGCAGCCAAGGAUCAGGAACGGCGCCGCAAAGCUGAGAAGGUGGCGCGGGUGCGGGGGUUGGAGGCGCAGCAGCUGCGCAGGGUGCGCAAGGAGGUGCACGCCCGGCAAGCGGAGCUGGCCCGGCGCAAGCUGCACCGCCAGGAGAAGCGGUUGCGGAACAUCAACAAGCCCAAGAGGCUGGGACGUCUCAAAUAUGCGGAGCCCGAUGUUGACUUGAAACUGAGCGACGAACUCGUUGGCACGCUGCGUGAGCUCAAGCCUGAGGGCAGCCUGCUGAUGGAUCGAUUCAAGAGCUUUCACAAGCGGAACAUGCUGGAGCCCAGAGAGAGAGCCAAGUUCAAGAGGAAACACAAAGUGAAGUACCAGGAGAAGAGAGCCUUCCGAGAGAUCACGCUAUAAAGACCACACUUGACCAAGUUUCAGCAGUCAACCCCAGCGCUGUACAGGCGUCAAUCCGUAAUUAAUUCAACAUUACAACAAAGAAGUUGAUAUACUCAAAAGACCGGCACAGAUAACCCAACACAAAUUUGUACAACAUGUAACUUUUUGUGUUUAAUGUAUAUUCUCAAAACAAUUCACAUCAAUGGCUCGGCAAUAAAAUGCGUUUUAUAUGCCUAUGCA